Apodemus sylvaticus (European woodmouse) is the source of this 2655-nucleotide messenger RNA. RefSeq names its product coiled-coil domain containing 110 (gene Ccdc110). Gene Ontology annotation, cellular component: cytoskeleton. The record is from RefSeq and is a predicted model, not a curated record. NCBI's taxonomy places the organism in Eukaryota, Metazoa, Chordata, Mammalia, Rodentia, Muridae.
AUGCUGCGGCUAGAAGCAGCAGAGCUGAAUGCUUGGGGCAAGGCAGUUGCGCACCCUCUGGUGGCUGCCAAGGGCGUGGGCAACCUGAAUCCCAUGCCUCCCUUCCUCACCUUCCCUGGCUACCUUCCAGCUUCGCCAAAAGCUGUGCUCGGGUCUGUUCCAGAAAAGCACUUCGCGGAAGAAGAUGAUGUCGACUCCGUUCUCCUCUCAGCAUCCAAGAUCCUGAAUUCCUCUGAGGGGGUAAAGGAAAGCGGGGACAGUGAACCAGAAUAUGGCUGUGCAUCAGAACCAGAAAAUCAAAUCCAACCACAAUCAGCACUGAGAGUCCUGCAGCAUCAGCUGGAGUCGUUUCAGGCUCUGCGGAUACAGACUCUGCAGAACGUCAGCAUGGUACAAUCUGAAAUCAGUGAAAUAUUGAACAAAAGUAUUGUUGAAGUAGAAAAUCCACAAUUUAACUCAGAAAAAAAUCUAGUAUUCAGCAUGCAUCCUGAAAAGGAUUUGUCUAACAAGACACAAGAAGAAAUACUUUCUCCCAAGAAAAGUAAUCAUUUUGAGGACCCCGAGACUCUGCAUUCGAUGGAAGAGAACUUCGGAAGUAAUAGCAGCACUGUUCUCUCUCAAGGCUUAACUAUCCCACCCCAGAUACAGGCCACGGACAUGUCAGCUCUGCAGAGUCUGAGAACAGCAGAUAACUCACCUCCCAGCAAAGUUCCGAACACUUUGGAGCAGCCCAUAAAGAAUUUCAGUCUCUAUCAGUUUCUACCUCCCGUGCCUCAAACAGCGGAGUCCCAAGCUGCUCCCAUGACUCUGGAUAAAUCCGCCAUCACUGUCCCUUUCCUGAAGCAGGAGUUCUGUGAAAACUUAGACGACAUCUGCUACUCUAUUAAGCACAUGAAAGAAGAGCUUCGGAAGUCGAACGACAAGGAGCUGGCGCUUACAAAUGAACUUCACACUUUCCAGGCAGAUGCAAGUCCUCAAAGUCACCAUAAACAUGAGCUGUUUCCCAUUUGUAGCUCAAAAUUUAAUUUUAUCCGGCAAGAAAACACGGAAGGUAACUUAAGUGAAGACAUCAAAUCGAAGAGAAUUUCUGAAUUAGAAGCGUUAGUGAGCAAACUCCUCCCACUCAGGGACACAGUGUCAAAACUGCAUGUGAAUUUUUGUAGGAAAUGUAAAAAAUUAUCUAAAAGUGAAAUAUACCGAGGGAAAAAGAAUGAGAAAAAUAAAGACAUCCCUAUCACCAGCAAAAGUAUUAUGGAUUUAAAAUUCCACUCCCGAGCUCCAAGGCACACUCUGUCGGUCCUGGACCCAGGGAAACACAAAAUAAAAGAAGGCCAAGCAUUCAUAGUCAGCCAAGGACCUGUAACAUUUGAAAACGAGAAGACACCCAAAGGCAGGUGCGUCCCUGAGCAGUGCGUCGCCAAAAUUCAUUACCUGCAGAAUUACCUAAAAGAAUCCUUGCAGAACCAGAAAAAGAUGACAGAACUGGAGAACGAAAACCUAGCCCUUAAGACCAAACUGAAGCCCCUGAUAUUCACCACACAAUCCCUGAUCCAGAAGGUGAGAGCCCACGAAAAGCAGCUGAAGUCCCUGGCUGAAGAAAAGAGCACUCUUCAGUCCAAGUUAAGCAACGCGGAGGAAGAAAACCAAGAUUGCCUCAGGGAGCUGAAGAAAAUCGUCAGCACGUAUAACGUCCUCCAAGGCCAACACAAAAUGCUAGAGGAGAAAAAUAGUCAGCUCUCUUUGGAAAAGCAACAGAUGCUAGAAACAAUAGACCACCUGAAGAGCAAGGAGCACAAGACCCAAAAUGACAUGGCUCUUCUCCAAACCGAAAACAAUAGAAUGAAUAUAGAAAUAGAAGCGAUGAAAACAAGCGCGCUGCUGAUACAGGAUGAAAGGGAAAUGCUGGAGAAAGACAUGUACCAACUCCUGAAAGACAAGGGCGCGCUCGAGAGUGAACUGAAAGACAGCAAGCUCGACAUCCUGCAGCUCAAAGAGACGGAGAGCCUGGCCAAAGCCGAGCAGGAGUCGCUUCUUCGCAUGCUCGACGCAGCUAAAGCCGAGAAGCUGAGUCUGGAGGCAGCAUUGCAAGAAUCCGCUUCCGCCAGACAGAUGUUGCAGAGAGAGCUGGUGGAUAUCCAAGCCUACCAGUCUGCCGCGGAAGAGAAGUUCCUGAAGGAAAUCAAAAGCGCCAAGGCAGAGACGAGCGUUUACAAAAACAGCUUGGCAGAAAUCAGCAAGGAGUGUGAGGUGUUGUCCAAAAUGGUCAUGGAGAUUAAGGCGGACAACCAGAUCCUGAAAGAGGAGCUAAAGAAGCACAGUCAAGAAAACACCAAGUUCGAAAACAGCAUCAGUCGGCUCACCGAAGACAAGGUACUUCUGGAAAACUACGUGAGAAGCAUAGAAAAUGAGAGGGAUACCCUGGAAUUUGAGAUGCGGAAUCUUCAGCGAGACUACUUGAGUUUAAGCGAUAAAGUCUCCGGUCAGAACAACAGCGCAUCAAAAUCGACCUAUGUUUCAAGAAGAGAAAAAUUCUAUUUUGACAACUACGAUGCCUAUGAAGAUGCUUCUAGUCUUCGGAAUAGGCCUUUGGCCUCUGACUUGAAAGGAAUGCCACAUAAACUGCAUCAACGGCUUCCAUCCAAGAUAUGUAAAUAA